This is a messenger RNA of Ilyonectria robusta, 1611 nucleotides long. Its product is annotated as beta-lactamase/transpeptidase-like protein. The transcript has a single exon. The record is from RefSeq and is a predicted model, not a curated record. Bases 1 to 1611 code for a protein of 536 amino acids. Lineage: Eukaryota; Fungi; Ascomycota; Sordariomycetes; Hypocreales; Nectriaceae.
AUGGAAACGACAAUCGCCAAGCUCCGCCUCAACUGCGGAUGGCCAUAUGAAGACGUCCUCCACAUGGCCAAGUUCACGAUUCAUCACGUCUGUCGCGAGUCUGGAACUCCAGGCCUUGCAAUAGGGAUCUUCAACCGGGACGGCAAAGUGCUCAACAGCUACUACAGCUUCCGUGACGUUAGAAAGCAGUUACGUCCAGACAUCGACACCGUCUUCAACCUCGGGCCCAUGAGCACAGGCUUCACUACUCUGGCCGUCGCUUGUCUCGUUUCCGAUGGCAAACUUGACUGGGAUGAUCGUGUCGACAAGUUUCUCGUAGAAUUGCGUGACACUGAAAAUGGCAAAUUCACUAUUCGAGAGUUGCUGAGCCACAGCACAGGAUUAUGCACGUCAGAAGCCCUAUUUCUUGGGUCCGACAAUCGGCUUCUCCUCAAGAAGACUCAGGGCACUGAUGUUUUUGCCCAUCUCAGCCCCAGCCAUCCUCCCCAGAAGUUCAUCUACAACCAUGUCGGCUACCAUGUUGUGGGAUGUGUCAUCGAGCAAUUGUCGUCGAUGAGUUACGGCGACUUUCUGGCGAAGCGCAUCUUCGAGCCGUUGAAUAUGAAGCGCACAUUCACGACACUUCCUCCAGCGUCGGACCAGAAUGUUGCACAAGCCUACGUUACGUAUCACGACCGGGGGCUUUGCCAGGUUCCACCGCCUAGCCUCUGCAGUGAUACGGCCAUUUUCGCCUCGGGCUGUGUCCGAAGUUGUUUGCGUGAUCUCAUGACAUUCUACAGUGCGUUGCUGCGCAACUUCAUCGAUCUCAUGCCCAACUCUAUCUUUAGAGACCUCAACACCAUCUCCAUCCAUAUCCGGACGAUAUUCGAACCAACCAUGCCUUUCCGGGACCCCACGUCGCUUCGAGAACAGUCCUACGGUAUGGGAUGGGCGAGAACCCAGUUGCCCAACCAAAUGAGCCUGUUCAGCAGCAAUUACGACUUACUGGAUGCCUAUCAAACCAUUGGCGAUUCGAGCGACGCGCCAUUGGUUUUUCACCAAGGCGGCAGUAGCUCCGGUUGCUCAUCUACGGUAUACCUGAUGCCCGAGCUGAAUAGUGGCAUUGUUGUGCUCAGAAAUGCCCUGGGCCACUGCGAUGCGACCGACUUGACCGCACAGGCACUGACCGAGGCAUUUCUAUGCGGAAGCAUCAGGACUCCUUUUGACCAGUACACCAUGGCAGCAGCUUCGAGGCAACGCUCCGCCAUGGAACGCGUGCAGGAAAUGCUAGACAAAGAGAAGAAGCCCAGCGCCCCUCCCACCAACCUUGAACGGUACACGGGCACUUUUUGGAACAAGACGCGCCAAUUUCGCAUCGUCGUGGCACUCUGCACACAGGGCGACAAAAGGGAACUAAACAUGUCGUUGCAAGGCCGACAAGACGAGAAAUAUACGCUCCGCCAUUGUCACGAGGACUUUUUUGUCUUCAAUGAGACCUUUGACCAAGUCGUCAACCGUGGCCAGCGGUGUAGGCCGUAUUGGUUUUACAAGAUUGGGUUUCUAUCCCAAGCCGCGCUUUGCUGGAGAAUGGACGAGGAGGAGGAACAGGGACAGAUCUUCAAAAAAGAUUGA